Molecule: messenger RNA, 2594 nt
Organism: Megalops cyprinoides (Indo-Pacific tarpon)
Lineage: Eukaryota; Metazoa; Chordata; Actinopteri; Elopiformes; Megalopidae
Gene: necap2
Product: NECAP endocytosis associated 2
Exons: 8
Coding region: 23-814 (263 amino acids)
Biological process (GO): endocytosis
Cellular component (GO): membrane; clathrin vesicle coat
Source: RefSeq, a predicted model, not a curated record
AAGUUCGAAGUCCAGGCAAAAAAUGGCAGAAGACACUGGCUACGAAUCCGUCAUCUGUGUCAAACCAGAGGUACAUGUCUACCGGAUCCCUCCCCGGGCGACGAACCGGGGCUAUCGGGCUGCAGACUGGAAGCUGGAUGAGCCAGCCUGGAGCGGCAGGCUCCGGAUCACCUCCAAAGGCAAGAUGGCCUUCAUCAAGCUGGAGGACAAGAUCUCAGGAGAACUAUUUGCCCAGGCGCCGGUGGAGCAGUACCCAGGAAGUGUGGUCGAGGCCGUGACAGACUCCAGCCGAUACUUUGUGGUGCGGAUAGAGGACGGCAAUGGGCGCCACGCGUUUAUCGGCCUCGGGUUCGCUGACCGCGGUGACUCCUUCGACUUCAACGUGGCUCUGCAGGACCACUUCAAAUGGGUUCGACAGGAAAGUGAGCUGGCGAAACAGGAGGCCGAUCAGAGCGCGGCGCCAAAACUGGACCUGGGCUUCAAAGAAGGGCAGACUAUCAAGAUCAACAUUGGGAACAUCAAGAAGAAAGACGCUCCAGGGGCAGCUAAGUCUCGACCAAUGGGCAGCGGGCUCCUCCCUCCUCCUCCAGGCGCAAAAGGGGGCGGUCUCCUUCCCCCUCCUGGAGCACAGCAGCCGGCCGCACCUGCGCAGCCUAACGCAGCAGCUACCCUAUUAGAUUUCGGGUCUCCCACCCCUGCUCCAGCCCCUGCCCCCGCCCCCGCCCAGCCCUCCCUCGAUUUGUGGGGCGACUUCACCACGGCUUCUUCCAGCUCUAACAAGGGCACUGUCAAUUCAGGAUGGGUGCAGUUUUAACUGUGAAACAGGUUACAGGUAUACACACACACACACGCAAACACAUACAACGCAGACACACACUCUUGCUGCGCUUUCUUCUAUACAUUCCCUGGAUGGAAGGAGCGAUGGGGAGGGCAGGACUUGAAAUGCAACGGAGAGAUGGAUUCGCUGUCAAUGAGCCUGACGGUGCAGUUCUCCCUGCUGGCUGGUGGAGCCACGUGUGCACACACACACGCGCGCACACGCACACGCACACGCACAGCUACAGACAAAGCCAGACCUACAUCCAGUUAUAAACACACAGCCUGACAGACGGUCUCUCACACAAACACCAAGCAGGCAAAGAUACCAGCACCUGAUUUGAAAACUUGUUCAUUGUUAUAUUUUACUUUUUCUCUCUCUCUCUCUCUAUGCAAUCAGAGGUGACUGUAUCGAAUCACUCAUGUCGUAGUUGUUUAAGUAUUAAUGAUUCUUAAAUGUGCUUAAUUUUCUGGGGUAGAGGCAGAGUGUGGUAUUUCCCAAUUCUUAGUUUAAACUCUAUCUCUCUUUGCUUUGCCCCCUCCCCCACCCACCACCUCUCCACAAACCUCUUCUGAAAAGCCGAUCGGUGCCGAAGAGCAGUCGCAUCUCAUAAAUUGUCAUCUCAUAUUUCAUACAUAUCUCCCUGUCAGCAGUGUUGAAACAGGAUAUAAAUGCAUUCCGUAUGAAUUACCCACCGCUGGGUGGGUACGUGCUCCUUCUCUUCCUCUGAAUAUGUCCCUGUGUUUCCCUCCUAACCCCUCGUUUUCAUGCAAUCACUGACCACUCUAACUGCAGCCCUUUUGUUCUAAACCUAACCUGACCCUUGUGACCUGCCUCCAUUUUUCCUCAUUGGUUACACUUCCUCUUCUUUUUUCCCCUCACUUCCUGUCUCCCCCUCUGAGCAUGCUCUCUCUCAUCAUAUCACCCUGAAAUGCUGCACAUCUCGAGUGACUUAGAAAUAAGUAGUAGUAAUAAAAUAUUUUCUUACUGAGAGUAGUUAUCGUUGUAACCGGAGUGUUGAGAUUUUUUUUUUCCCGCCAUCUUCUUGAGGAGGAGGGUGUAAAAGCAUUUCUUUUUUUUUUUUUAUUAUCAAUAUUGCAAAUGUUUAUUAGACUGUUUUACUACAGUGCAUAACUGUGUAUGUAUGAAGGACAGAGGUUGGGUGUAUCAGUCAGUUCCUGCUUAUUAAUAAAGAUGACAGGCAGAGACGGGCAGCACGACUUCUAAGGGAACAGCAAGGAAAACGGCUGCAACGCAGUGCUUUCGCGCUUCCUCUUGUGUAUCAAGGGAAGACUCUUUGGUCUUUUGGCAAAGAUCAGUAUGCAGAAUCUUUUCUUAUCAGUUUAAUAUCUGCUCUCUCACUUCUAACUCUGGUCCUGUCUCAUAUUUGACCUUAUGAUUGAUGCUAGUGAUUUUUGUAGUAGAGAAAGAUGGUUAAAAAAGAUGACAGCACUGUCGUAUGGACCGAUGUCUUCCUGCCUGUCUGUCUGUCUGUCUGCCUUGGGUAAAUUUAGCUGGAGGUGCAUUUUUUUUUUUUGGCAUUUGAUUGUUUACAGACCUCACCAGACCAGCCUCUUUGCGUGUGUGUGUGUGUGUUAGAUGUUCAUCUCUGCUCCUUAUUAUGUAGUUUAUUUUAACCUUACUGUGCCUUAGCGGGAUUGGGAUGGGGUGGGGGGAUUUGGGGUGGUGUGGUGGUGUAUGACAUGUUUCUCCAAGUGCCUCCUCUAAUGUUAAAGCACUUGUAUAAAUGUAAAGCGACACAUAAUUGUAAAUACAU